AUGCAAAAGCAGCUUAUGAGAUGUGUAAAAAGGUACUGUCUUUUUAACCAUUCUAGACUGAGCGUUGAAUUACAGCUUUUCCUCGAAGAUCCCUCCUUAGAUCAGGAUUGUGAAUUCUUAUGGCGAUUUGCGAAAGCCUGUAUAAUCUGGGCAAAUUCAAUGGAAAAAAAGAAUUCGCUGAGGAAAACAGUGAUCUUUGAGGGUCGAGGAUAUGCUCUUAAAGCAUACACUAUAAAUGAAAAUAGCUUUGAGGCACUUAGAUGGACUGCUGUUCUUACCGGAGCUGCAACAGAGUUUCUCGGUGUUCGAGAAAGGAUUCGAGAAGGAAAAGUUUUUACUGAUUAUUUGGACAGAGCAAUUGCUAUUGAACCGAAAGAAUUCACUUUGCUUCAUUUGCGGGGACGUUUUUCUUUCGAAGUUGCCAAUUUGAGUUGGCUUGAAAAAAAAGUGGCCAACACGUUGUUUUCUGGAGUUCCCGACUGUACGACAGAAGAUGCUUUGUCUGACUUUUUAGAGGCCGAAAAAUAUGCUCCUUUUGCUUGGGCUGAUAAUCUACUUUUUAUUGCCCGAUGUUAUGCCGUGAAAAAGGAAAAAAAGCUUGCAGCUGAUUAUAUAAAGAAGAUUGAGGCGAUGGACAAGUUGGAAGACGCAGUUGUUGAAGGUUUAAAGGAAGUACGAAAUAGUUUGGCGAAGAAAUGA
Molecule: messenger RNA, 699 nt
Organism: Enterobius vermicularis (human pinworm)
Lineage: Eukaryota; Metazoa; Nematoda; Chromadorea; Rhabditida; Oxyuridae
Source: the annotation of a GenBank genome assembly